Salvia miltiorrhiza (redroot sage) is the source of this 1429-nucleotide messenger RNA. RefSeq lists its product as uncharacterized. NCBI's taxonomy places the organism in Eukaryota, Viridiplantae, Streptophyta, Magnoliopsida, Lamiales, Lamiaceae. The record is from RefSeq and is a predicted model, not a curated record. The coding region runs from base 1 to 1047 and encodes 348 amino acids. The transcript is spliced from 2 exons.
AUGGCGCCUCCAACGCCUCUACUCAAGCAACAACAACAUCAAUCUGUUUAUGAGGAUGUAUGCAGUCCUUAUUUUCUGCCACACAGCGACAGUCCUGGUGUGCAGCUCGUCACACAGCAGCUCAAUGGUUCCAACUACUCGAAUUGGCACCGAUCUAUGACGACGGCGCUCAUAGCGAAGAAUAAGCUAGCUUUUGUCGAUGGAUCUCUCGAGCGGCCUCACCACUCUGAUAUGCUAUUCACACAAUGGAUGAGGUGUAAUAGCAUGGUCGUUUCCUGGCUUCGCAAUUCGGUAAUUCCUGAAAUUAGCUCAAGUAUUAUGUACAUUGAUGAUGCUCAUCAUAUUUGGAAUGAUCUUCGGGAGCGUUUUUCCCAAGGAAAUCUGGCUCGUAUAUGCCAAUUGAAACAACAGUUGCUCAAUCUAAAGCAAGGCACAGAGGAUGUGAGCACCUAUUUCACUAAACUUCGUAUUCUAUGGGAUGAAUACAAGGAUUUUCAACUGUCUCGCUGGUGUACCUGUGAUCACUGCCGAUGUCAUAGUUCGCGUAGGUGGAACGAAUUUCAGAUGCAGGAAUGUUCAAUGCAGUUCUUAAUAGGAUUGAACUCUACUUUUUCUCAGAUCCGAUCGCAAAUCAUAUCAACUACUCCUCGUCGAUCACUGUCAAAGAUCUUCUCUCUUGUGUUACAGGAAGAGAGGCAACGUUCCAUUGAGUCUACUCUUCCACACUCUUCUUCGACUAAUACUGAAAUUCAAGGAUCUCUUAUCAAUGCCACAGGAAUGGCUCGAGGUAGAGGUGGCAGAGGAAAAUUUCUCUGCACUCAUUGUGGUAAAACCAGUCAUACAAUUGACAAAUGUUUCGAAAUUAUUGGAUAUCCACCAGGUUUUGGUAGGGGAAGAGGAAAGCCUCAAAGUUUUUCUGCAGAUAAUUCAUCAAGGACUGCUGCUAAUCAGUUUGAAUCCGGUAAUGCUGUGAUUGCUGCUCAGACUCAGGGAUCUAUUUCCUCUCUGUCUUCUGCAGAUAUGGCUCGCAUGAUUUCCUUCUUAUAGAGUCAGAUGUUAGUCCUAUCUCCUACCACAAAUUCUCAUAUCUGUUCUAAUUCCAACACGGGUGGUCAAGUGUUUGGAGAUGCUCCUGCUCCUGCUAGUGUGUCUCCUCCAUUCAGUGAAAAUUUUUCAGGAGACUGUGAUUGGGAAGGGUAAUGAAGUUGGAAAUCUUUAUGUCUUAGAAGUGGCUCCUGCUCUCUCCAUCAACUCAACAACACCUCUGAUCUCUAGUGUCUCUGCUGACCUAUAGCAUAAUAGAUUAGGUCAUCUAUCUUUCAAUAAGUUGCUGUUGUUGUCUAGAGAUCUUUCUCUUUCAAACUGUAAACACUCUAUCUGUGAAAUUUGCCUGUUGGCCAAGCAAAAGAGAUUGUCAUUUCCUGAUUCA